This is a messenger RNA of Dioscorea cayenensis subsp. rotundata (Guinea yam), 359 nucleotides long. RefSeq lists its product as uncharacterized. The record is from RefSeq and is a predicted model, not a curated record. The transcript is spliced from 3 exons. The coding region runs from base 1 to 339 and encodes 112 amino acids. NCBI's taxonomy places the organism in Eukaryota, Viridiplantae, Streptophyta, Magnoliopsida, Dioscoreales, Dioscoreaceae.
AUGAUUUGCAAAGUUAGGUCCAGUAGGCCCAUAGCCCAACGUACUCAAGCAAUCCCUUCAACCCUUUCUCGGCUCGCACGCCCCAUCCAUGUCCGACGAUCACUCCCGCUUCCCACUUCAUCUUUGCCACUCCCAGUCCCAGAGGCCCCUUGGUUCAACACGUCCACUCCCUCCAUCUACCGCCCCAUCGCGCCCCUACCAUCAACGCCCCUGCCUCCAACACCGCCGCGAUCGUUCUCCGAGUUUGUCUUCGUGUUUUCUUCCAUGGCGCUGGUGCGUCGGGCUAUUCUACAUAAUGGGGAGAAAAGUGGUGUUAAAGAUCCAGAGACCCUAGUCUAAAGAAACUUUUUGAAAUUGAC